AUGAUAUAAGCAGAGAACUUUUUACUAUAAAAAUAUUAUAAUUAAGCAAUAAACCUAUAUUAAAAAGCUUUAUAGCAUUUGUAAUUAAUUGAAAAUAAUAAUACUCUCAGAGAAGUUUCAUUAAUUAAAGCAUAAUUAUAUUAUCAAUUCGGCAGAAUAUAUUUUAAAUUAAAACAAGAUUCUUAAGAAACUUAAAAAUGUUUUGAUGUAGCUAUUAAAAUUUGGUAAGAGAAACUUAAAAACAUAGAAUCCAUUGAAAUGGCUAAUUUCUAAUACAAUAUUGGAUUAGUAUUCAAAUAAAUGAAAAGAUAUGAUGAAUCUCUUAAAGCACUAGAAAAUGCAGAUUAAUAAAAAAAGAAAAUUAUAGGAGAAGAAAAAAAUGAAUAAUUUGCAGUAAUAUCUUAUUAAAAAGGAUUGAUAAUGAUAGAAAUGAAAAAAAUAGAUUAAGCAGAACAAGAGUUAAUUAAAGCAUAAAAUAUUAUGUAAAUAUCAAAUAAUUUUAAAUUAAAAUCUAAAAUUGAUUUAUAAUUAGCACUAAUAAAUGAAUAAAAAGGCUUAAAGUUUGAGUUUAUCAAAGCCUUAGAAGAAUUGAUAAGCAAAAAGAGAAAUCAUUAUGCAUAUAUUCAUCCUUCAAUAAAUAAUGAUAUAUUGAGUUUAGCUGAUGCUUAUGAGAAAAUGUUUAAAGAUACUGCAAAAUAAACAGAACUUUAUUAAUUAAUUUACUUCAUAACUAUUUUGCAUGAAAGUUAAAUUUAAUGUUAUCAACAAAAAAAUCCAAUUACUGAUUAAAUAGAGUAAGCCAAAUUUUAAGCUAAUUAUAAAUAAAUUAAUGCAAAUUGGCUUAGAAAAAACAAUUCAUUAACUAUUAUAAAAAGGUUUUAACCAAAUUUCUUUGAAUUGGAUUUAUAAAGAACUUUGAUAUUAAGAAGUGGAAUAAUAACUAAAGAGGAAUUUGAAAUUAAAUAAAUUCUUCAAACAUCAACUCUAAAUUAUAUAAGAUAAUAUACAUUUGAAGGAAAAUGGGAAAGAAGUAUAUUAUCUGGGUUUACACUAUACGGUGUCGAAAAUUAUAUAAACAAAAAACAUUUAAAUAAUUAACUUAGAGGAGAAUUGAAUAAAAAUUAGAAUUUAAAAAUAGCAUUGAUGCUUUGUUUUGAAGCAAUCAAUAUUGGAAUAGUACAAUCAAAUUUUGAAUACAUUUCAUUUGCUAAUCGUUUUAUUACCAAAAUAAUUCGAUAUCAAUAAAUGUAAAAUUUCUUAGGAGAUGUUAUUUAAUUACAUCCUGAAUAUUUUAUUGAUGGAAAAAUUCUAAAGUCUUUAGUAAACGAUAAUACUAUCUUACAAGAAAAUUUAGGAAAUGAAGAGAAAAAAAUUAGUUCUAAUAAAAUUAUAAGUGAUAUUAUAUUCAACAUGUGUUGA
This is a messenger RNA of Paramecium primaurelia, 1419 nucleotides long. The record is from the annotation of a GenBank genome assembly. Lineage: Eukaryota; Ciliophora; Oligohymenophorea; Peniculida; Parameciidae.